Molecule: messenger RNA, 630 nt
Organism: Branchiostoma floridae (Florida lancelet)
Lineage: Eukaryota; Metazoa; Chordata; Leptocardii; Amphioxiformes; Branchiostomatidae
Product: fibropellin-3-like
Exons: 5
Coding region: 1-630 (209 amino acids)
Biological process (GO): establishment or maintenance of epithelial cell apical/basal polarity; heterophilic cell-cell adhesion
Cellular component (GO): plasma membrane; protein-containing complex
Molecular function (GO): calcium ion binding
Source: RefSeq, a predicted model, not a curated record
AUGGAGGGGGUACUCGGCAUAGAUGUCACUUUUCUGGGUGAGUUUCACUUGGAAAUCAACGAGGAUAAUGACGGGACAUUAUCGUGUAAGGAUGCCUUGGAAAUAGGAGAGGGAAACGUCCCGUUCCUGGAAGGUUCCACCAUCGGCAUCUUCUGUGGAAACAGCACCCCGCCAGACCAGAGGAUUGACAUGAAGCAGAUGUGGGUCAACAUGUACUCAGACAGGAAUGUGGAAAUGUCAGGAUUCCGACUGGUAUACAGAUCAGAGCUGGACGUGUGCUACAGCUCCCCCUGUACUAACGGAGGCACGUGCAUGUCUGACCUGACCACCUACACGUACACCUGCAGCUGUCCACCUGGAUGGCAGGGGACUAACUGUGAAGUUGACGUUGAUGAGUGUGUCAGCGAUCCGUGUCAAAAUGGCGGCGUAUGCUCACACGAAGUUGGAGUUGACUUUUACCAGUGCACCUGUGAACCAGGAUUCGCUGGGGUCAACUGUGAAAUAGACAUCAAUGAGUGUGAGAACGUCACCUGUCAGAACCAGGGUAGCUGUGUGGACUUGGUCAACGACUUCCUCUGCAACUGUACUGCUGGGUGGGAGGGACGGCUCUGUGAAAAUGGUAAGAUAUAG